Molecule: messenger RNA, 1704 nt
Organism: Diaporthe citri
Lineage: Eukaryota; Fungi; Ascomycota; Sordariomycetes; Diaporthales; Diaporthaceae
Exons: 3
Coding region: 1-1704 (567 amino acids)
Molecular function (GO): protein binding
Source: RefSeq, a predicted model, not a curated record
AUGAAGCGGCUGCUUCUGCUAUGCGGCGCCCUUUGUGCCUCCGCUACCAAGAGGACGGAUGAGCCUCUCAUUCCCAGACAGGUCGAUGGCGCUGUGUCGGGGCGUGUCUUUUUCAGAAGGGGGUUCCACUCGUCCGCCGUGCUGAAUGGAAAAGUAUAUAUUGACGGCGGUGAGGUCUCCUACUCAAACAGCUCCGAGACCGGAGGGGUCGAGUAUGAGUACUCCGAUUCACUCCUCUACAUCGAUAUCGCCACGGAUUUCUCCCCCAGCUCGGUGACCGUGGCGUCAAUCGAGAAGCCUUCGGAGGUCCCCAAUCUGGUCCAAGGGGGUUUGUGGGUCGAUGAAGACGCCGGCACGCUCUACACCGGCUUCGCUGGGUCCAGCUCUACUCUUGGCGACGGGGCAGAGCAACCGCAGGGGCUGUGGUCUUUCAAGCCCGGCUCCGAUGACACCGACGGGACCUGGACUAACCUCAACGACACCACCGACUCCUUUUUCACGACGGGCAAGCGGCCGUUCGGGGCUCCUGUAGCGAGUGGGAACGGCACCGCCUUCGUCCUCGGCGGCUUGGACGUCUUCGGCAAGUAUCACGUCCCCGUCAGCGGGCUACUCUCGUACAACUUCAGCACCCAGACCGUGGAAAACACCACCGUAUCCGUCUCCACCGAUGGCUUUCUGCAGAUGGGGUCGAUGCAGUACGUUCCCAACUUUGGGUCGGCGGGGAUACUGGUCAGCGCAGGGGGCAACCACGGGUACGUGAAAAGCUCGGGCGAGUGGGCCAGCAACUGGCAGGCCUUCGACACGGUGCAGGUGCUGGAUAUCGCCUCGGGGACAUGGUACGACCAGGUCACCACCGGCAACGUCCCGCCCUUCCGAAUGCAGUACUGCAUGGCCGGCGCGGCCUCGUCGAACCGCACCUACGAGAUCCUUGUGUAUGCCGGCUGGAACAACACCCUGGGCGAGUACUCGAUCUCCUUCGACGCCGCCUACGUACUCUCGCUGCCCUCCUUCAACUGGUUCAAGGCCGACUACGAGGCAGCGAGCCCCCGCCACGGCCUGACGUGCGAGCAUGUCGGCGGUGGACAGGUCCUCACCGUCGGCGGGCUGGACACGUUGCAGCACGACGCUUCGAACCAGUACCGCGGCGUGUUCCACACCGAGGACACAUUCCCGCAGGGCCUGGGCGUCUUCGACCUCUCUAGCAUGUCGUUCGCCGACUCUUUCGAGUCCAACAGGACGACGUACGACUACGCCGAAGCGCUGAGCACGUACUACAAUACCCGCGACCGCGUCUCCAGCUCCAUGGGCGACUCGCUGCGGGCCGUCUUCUCGGUCGAGAAUUUCACCACAUCCGCAACUGCUGUCUCUGGCUCGUCAUCGUCAUCCUCGGGAGGCUCCGGCUCCGGGACAGCAUCUGGGUCGGGAACGGCUUCGAGCAACACGGGUGCUAUCGCAGGAGGUGUGGUCGGGGGCGUUGCCGGCGUCGCUCUUGUCGGUGCGGUGAUAUUCUUUAUCCUGCGGCGGCGCAGAGGGGGCCAGUGUGGUUCCGUGGCCCAAGGGAAUCAGAAGGGAGGGGCCAGCCAUGACAGUGAUGGGAAGGCAUACCAGCUCUCGGAUGGGUCGGAGCCUUAUAUGCAACGGUUCCAGGUGGCUGGCGACCCCGAGGCGGCUGAAGUGCCGGGCAGCAAGCCACCGGGUAAUUGA